GAAACAGAGAGAGAAGACAAGACCGGAUCAAAUGGCCGAGUUCCGCGCCCGCGCGCCCGGGAAGAUCAUCCUCGCCGGCGAGCACGCCGUCGUUCACGGCUCUGCCGCCGUUGCCGCCGCCAUUGAUCUCUACACCCAGUCCACCUUCCACCUCAUCCCCGCAUCAGAGGAUGGCGGCGCCGGCGCGGUGGAGGUGGACCUAAGGGACACGGGCCUGGUCUUCUCGUGGCCGUGCUCGCGGCUCCGGGAUGCGCUCGGGGACAGACCAGCGGCGGUCAACGCUCCUAGGCCGUGCUCCUCCGACGAGCUGGCCGCCAUGGCCAAGCUCCUGGAGCAGGAAGAGAUCCCCGAGGACAAGAUCUGGCUCGUUGGCGGCCUCUCCGCCUUCCUCUACCUCUACACCUCCAUCUUGGGCUAUAGGCCCGGGAAGGCCGUGGUCAAAUCGGACCUGCCAGUGGGCGCGGGGCUCGGGUCGUCAGCCGCCUUCUGUGUAUCCUUGUCAGGGGUGCUCUUGGUGGCCGCAGGCGCCGUUUCUGCACAAGCUGGCAAUGGCGGAACAGAGUGGGGAUCGAUCCACAGGGAUGAUCUUGAGCUCGUUAACCAGUGGGCGUUCCAGGGGGAGAAGAUUAUUCAUGGCAAGCCUUCUGGCAUCGACAAUGCCGUCAGCACUUUUGGCAGCAUGAUCAAAUUCAAGAAGGGGGAAUUCACCAACCUCAGAUGCACCAAUCCGGUAAAAAUGCUCAUUACUGAUACAAGGGUUGGUAGGAAUACCAAGGCCCUGGUUGCUGGUGUGUCUGAAAGAGUAUCCAGGCAUCCCGAUGCUAUGGCUUCCGUCAUCAGUGCGGUAAACUCUAUCAGUGAAGAGCUCUCGAGCAUCGUCGAGUCAGCAGCUGAGGAUGAGGUAGCAAUCACCACGAAGGAGGAAAAACUAGCAGAACUCAUGCAGAUGAAUCAAGGCUUGCUUCAGUGCAUGGGAGUCAGCCAUCGUUCCAUAGAAACCGUGUUGCAGACAACGUUGAAAUAUAACUUGGUCUCGAAGCUGACUGGAGCUGGUGGUGGAGGCUGUGUUUUGACACUGAUACCAACUCUAUUGUCCAAGUUAGUUUUGGAGAAGACCACUGCGGAGAUUGAGUCACAUGGAUUUCGCUGCUUUCAAGUCGAAGUUGGUGGACGUGGUCUUCAGUUUUGCCGAGGAUAACACUCCUGUUUUAAGGAGAUGUUGUAUAACAUUUUAGUGGGCUGGUUUGAUGACCGUACCAAAUAAGCUUUCAGUUGUGUAUUUGUCGGCCCAAUUGUUGUACCAAUUACCAAAUGAAACUUGUUAGUGUUCCGCCCAA
Messenger RNA from Lolium rigidum, 1337 nucleotides. RefSeq names its product mevalonate kinase. Gene Ontology annotation, biological process: isoprenoid biosynthetic process. Gene Ontology annotation, molecular function: ATP binding; mevalonate kinase activity. Lineage: Eukaryota; Viridiplantae; Streptophyta; Magnoliopsida; Poales; Poaceae. Gene Ontology annotation, cellular component: cytoplasm. The record is from RefSeq and is a predicted model, not a curated record. The coding region runs from base 32 to 1198 and encodes 388 amino acids. The transcript is spliced from 5 exons.